Molecule: messenger RNA, 1654 nt
Organism: Aspergillus heteromorphus CBS 117.55
Lineage: Eukaryota; Fungi; Ascomycota; Eurotiomycetes; Eurotiales; Aspergillaceae
Product: slipin family protein
Exons: 4
Coding region: 334-1362 (342 amino acids)
Cellular component (GO): plasma membrane
Source: RefSeq, a predicted model, not a curated record
GGACCAUCGGAGUAUCGGGCCCAAACUCGCGACCCACAGUGUUCUUGCGGAGAACACGGAUCUGAGUUUACAUGAUGACGGAGCGCAGUGCUACGGGAAGAACUAGGAGCUACCUUGGGUGGCUUGACUGCCAGCUAUUACUACCACAGUAAGGUUGCAGCUACUUCGACGGUAUUUAAACCCCUCUCACCCCCUCUUCCAUCGACCGUGUUAUUAAACCCCUCUCCAUUCAUUCUUAAUUCCAUUCAAGCUUCACAUUGAGUUGUACCUCCCGGCUAUAUAAUACAUUCCAACCCAUCCCAGUAUUUGCGACCGACCUUAUUUGCUUCCAAUAUGUCGGCGGAAAGAAGUGCUGAAAUAAAUGGCAAAGCGCCAGUUCGGCAAGCCACAGACGCUGGUCAGUCGUCAGGCUUGGUCCACGUCCAACCGGCUCGCCUGGGAGAUCUACAGCCCAGGUAUGCACAGCAAAUUGAGCAUGGUGAUGAAAACCCCGAUGCCCAUGGAUGGUAUGCAUCGUUUAUUCACGGGCUCGGUGAGUGCAUUGGAGGGCUGGGUGCCAUUCCAUGCUGUGUCUGUUGCCCCAACCCAUUCAAACCAGUUGCCCAAGGUGAAGUUGGCUUGGUUACAAGAUUCGGACGAUUCGAACGCUCUGUUGAUCCCGGUCUGGUCAAAAUUAACCCACUGAGUGAGCAUCUCACUGCUGUGGAUGUCAAAAUCCAGAUCGUCGAAGUUCCUCGCCAGACCUGCAUGACCAAGGAUAACGUUAACCUCAACCUGACCUCGGUGAUCUACUACCAGAUUGUCUCUCCCCACAAGGCCGCAUUCGGUAUCUCCAAUGUGCGACAGGCACUCGUGGAGCGCACUCAAACAACACUGCGCCAUGUCAUUGGAGCGAGGGUUCUGCAGGAUGUGAUUGAACGUCGCGAAGAGAUCGCCCAGUCGACCUCGGAAAUCAUCGAGGACGUUGCUGCUGGAUGGGGUGUUCUGGUCGAGUCUAUGCUCAUCAAAGACAUCAUUUUCAGUGAAGACCUGCAAGAUUCUCUUUCGAUGGCGGCACAAUCUAAGCGGAUUGGUGAGAGCAAGGUCAUUGCAGCUCGUGCCGAGGUCGAGUCGGCCAAACUGAUGCGUCAGGCUGCCGACAUUCUCUCUUCUGCACCUGCGAUGCAAAUCCGCUACCUUGAGGCGAUGCAAUCUAUGGCCAAGACAGCUAAUAGCAAAGUUAUUUUCUUGCCGGCUAUGAAUCAGACUGUGCAACAACAGCUGGCUGCUGCUGAAAGUGCUGGCGAAGGGCCCAGUCGAUACGGGAAGCCCGAUGACGGGUUCCAACGUGCAAUGAAUGCGCGGGUGGUUGAAGAUAUCUGAAGACGACUUGCUAUGAUUGCCUAAUCACAAGCAAUAAGAGUGCUUCAUCGCGAUGAGUAUAUGCUAAUGUUUAAGGCUGUUUGAAUCUUUAUAGCUUCAGGAUACCGCGCCACCAGGUAGUCUUCCUACUGGCUACCUCCCCUCUCGCUCAGAUUCCCAAUACGCUGGGAUUCUUACCUGGAUUUGACGAUACCCCCCUUCUUUUGUUCUACGAUUAUGAUACACCAGUAAUGCGUCCACAAUGUUAUGCUCAUAAUGUAAUUAUUACUAUGAUCAUGCAGAUUACGUGGGG